Molecule: messenger RNA, 2283 nt
Organism: Pogona vitticeps (central bearded dragon)
Lineage: Eukaryota; Metazoa; Chordata; Lepidosauria; Squamata; Agamidae
Source: RefSeq, a predicted model, not a curated record
GGUCACUUCCUGGUACUACAGCAGCAGAGUGUGCAUCAAAUUUAAAGAAGAUCUACACAGUACAAACUGUACAGAUUUUCUGGAGUGUUUAUAAUAACAUCCCUCCUGUGACAGACUUGCCUCUGAGAUGUAGUUAUCAUUUAAUGCGUGGAGAAAGACGACCGCUAUGGGAAGAAGAAAGUAAUGCCAAAGGAGGUGUGUGGAAAAUGAAGGUCCCCAAAGACAGUACGUUUGCAGUAUGGAAAGAGUUACUGCUGGCUACCAUUGGAGAACAGUUUACAGACCGCUGUGCAGAAGGUGAUGAAGUAAUAGGAGUUAGUGUCAGUGUUCGUGAUCGGGAAGAUGUGGUUCAAGUCUGGAAUGUCAAUGCAUCAUUAGCAAGUGAAGCUACUAUUUUAGAAAAGAUCUACGAACUUCUGCCCCACACAUCUUUUAAAGCCGUUUUUUAUAAACCCCACAAAGAGCAUCAUGCUUUUGAAGGUGGACGUGGAAGACAUUAACAGUUUGGAACUCAUAAGCUGUAUUUUCAGUUUUGAGAUAAUCGCAACAGGAAGAUGGACAAAAGAUUUUCAUUAAGCACCAUAAACCGUGGCUUCUUUUAGAUUUUUCUAUUCCUCUUGAGUCACUGGUACUCGGUAUAAGGAGAACUGCGCCACAUAUACUGAUCAUGAUGAUUCUUUUAACUCAACACAAAAAAGACACUUCUCUUUAGUAUGCCUUCCUUUCUAAGAUAGAAAACUUUAUGGUUAGGUAGUUUACUGUACCUAGUUUAAUUGAAAAUGUGCACAGGCAUGAUAUGCUCCUUUUUCUAGACUCGUUAUACCUAGAAAAUUAAUUACUUUGUGAACCACAUUUUUAAAUUAUUAUUUGCUUUGAGACAUUCCUGUCAUACAAAGAUUUAGUCACAGAUUUAUCCCCAGGGAGACUGAAAUCUGCACUUUUCUAACAUACAGGAGGAGAAAUCCAACAGUGCGAAUUCUGCAUGGGCUCCAUUGGAAUGAAUGGCACUUACACAGAACUGAUGCCAAGUGGAUUGCUUCCAGUGACCUCUAAUAUGCACUGAUGAUGCCCAUGCUGUAAAAACAUUGUUUACAGAGCUGGUAGACUAAGUACACACUUUUGUUUUGACCAGUUCCGAAGGUAUCAGACUUUUAACAAUCAUUGAGUUGGUACAUAUUUAAUAGUUGUCCCCACACCUUGGCUGGGGGAAGGGCAUGAAUGGGCUCUAAGUCAGGCAGUGCUCAAGUAAAAGUGCUAUUUGCAAUUAUAGAUCCACUGUGAUCUUUGUGAUCACAGCAGCACUUGAGCUGCUAUAAUUGUGCUAACUGUAGUGUAAACACUAUCCAUCAAAUGUGGAGCAGUUAAUUAGUAAUCUGUGUAGAAAAGGAAUACUCUUUCUGUAUGAAACCACGAAUUGUUUAUCCUUGAUGUGGCUAAUUUUGAUAGCGUUUUAGUAUUGUAUCAGCUCCUCCCUGCAAAAAAAGAGAAGAAACUAAAACUCUACUGCUGUGCUCUCAUUGAAAAUAAGAGCCUGAAAUUUUUAAUCUGACUUUCCCGUCCAUCACUUUAACUGUGAUCAUAUCAAAUGAGUUCUUCACCAGUUAAAAGGCCUAUUUGGGCACUACCUUCACAGACAGAUUUUGCCUAAUUUUCUGGGGUUCUUGCCCAUGUGGCCUACAUGUGAGCAGAAACCUCAACUUUGUAGGUGUGUUGCUUUCCAUGUGUAGAAAGCAACAGUGAGAAGAUGUUCCCAUCUAAUCAUGGCGGGUUUGUCAGUUAACACCUGAACAGGGUUAUGCUUGAUAUGAAAAGAUAGUCGUUUUAUUGUAAACAGAAUGAUUACAACUGUAUGUAGUGUCAAACCAUGAUGACGCCUUAAAUUUUUCAGUGUAGAGAAGUCGGUUACACCUUGAAGCAUGAAUGUGAAAGUUUUCAACAUUUAGUUUGUGUGAGUUCCUCCCCAUAUUAAUGCAUUGGACAUUGGUUUAUUUUAUUACAGUACCAAAGAAUUAUUUGGUCCUCACAAGAGCGUGCCAUGAAGUAGGGGAAACUGCAUUCCCAUGUAGGCAGAAUUACUGGAUUAGUAUUAGUAUUUUUGUCAAUAUUGUUCUGACUGCACUGACUAUCAACCCAUUUUAAUCUCAGAAGAGGUGGCUGUUGGAACAUAAUGUGCUUAUAAGUAAAUCAAUUUUACCUUUUUAAUUUUUGUACUAGUUCAUCUGUAUUUAUGAAUUAAACUUGUGCAUUUAAUGAGCAUUAUUAAAAGUUUCAUAAACUCACACA